This is a messenger RNA of Paramuricea clavata, 1904 nucleotides long. The record is from the annotation of a GenBank genome assembly. Lineage: Eukaryota; Metazoa; Cnidaria; Anthozoa; Malacalcyonacea; Plexauridae.
GAAAUAUUCUUGCAAUAAGAAGCUGUUAAAGUUAUAACUUGUCAGGAUCUACAAACCUCUCAAGCACAAAGGAAGCAGUUGUAUAUUAUUAAAAAAAAAAAGUUUGGGCGUUAAGAGACUUUGGCUUUUGGCAGUCAAGUAUACUCGAAGAAUAAGAAAAGAUUGCCAAAUUGAACCUCGACGCAAGCGUUCGCUGAAUAAUUGGCGAAAGAAACUUAAUCAAACAAAAACAAUUGAAAUUAACGAUUAAAUUUAAAGCUUUAAACAAAAGAGCUUAGAAUUUAAAAACUCGUAGGAGGACAAAACAUUGCAUAAUCAUAACAGAACACUGUUAACAGGAACCUAUACGAUCUUUCGUAGGGCAAGCAUCGUAAAUUCAUCUUCGCGGGAUUGUUACUUAUACACUGAAGAAGCUACGAAGCUGAUAAUCUGUGGAUCUUUAGUACUUCACUCAGAAAUGGCAGAAAGAAUUGAGUCACGGAGCGAUAUACUAUCAAGCACGGAGUUGAACGAUGUCAUUUCUAAAACGGUUAACCAUGUUAUAAACGAAACGGCGGAGCUAACCAACGAAGCACCAAGCUCGAGUAAGCGUCGAAAACAAAACGACAAUCAAGUUCGUCGUCCUAUGAAUGCGUUCAUGGUGUAUGCCCAGGUUGCGCGGAAGAAAGUAGCGGGAAAGUAUCCGAAUUUAAGUUAUCGAAAGCUGAGCAAAACUCUCGGCGAGUUGUGGCGAAUGUUAGACGACGAGGAGCGAAGACCUUUUGUCGAGGAAGCCGAAAGGCUACGUCGCGAACACAAAAGAGCACAUCCUACAUACAAGUUUAAACCGCAACGGCGACGAAAGAAAGCUGAGAAGCAAAGCGAGGGAGAGAGCUCCGCUUUCGCUGGCAAUGCGAGCAUCAUGAAUAGCACCCAAUGUGGUCCAAUGCUCCACGGUAGAAAUUUCACGACUCACGAUGAUUUCAACACCGCUGGGGACCUGUUACACUCGCCCUAUCUUCCCCGAAACGAAUCCGCGAACUCUGUAUCGACCAUUUGGCCAUUUAUACAAAACAACUCAUCUGAGCAUUAUUUUAAUUCCAAUAUCGCUGACACUACAAGAGGAUUCCCUAGCGUAUCAACAAUUACGGCGAAUAGCAGUGUUAAUUUUCCUAAUCAAAGGCAGUACUUUGAUCCUAUGGAUCAUGCAAAGAUGUCAGGACAUCCAGGAAGGCCGAAUUCGUAUUCCCAGUUCGAUCCUAUGGACCAAAAGUUAUCAAGACAACAUGAUUUGGGGCGGGCAAAUUGUUCCCAAAAUAAUUCAGUCGUUAGUCUUGUAACACCGGAACAACCGAGUGACUUCAGCACUACAAAAUUCCUUAAUGCGGGCCCUUCAAAUAACGUGUGUUUUUCCGAAAGCUAUCCACAUGCGUCUUCAGUUGAUAAUCUACCAUACGCUGGGGAGACGUAUGGCCUGGGGAAUCGUGGUUUAUCGCCGUUUUCGCGUUCGACACCUGUUAUAACUAGCACGAAUGUCCUCCCGCAAGCUAUGAGCAGUCCUUAUAGCAGAAACAUGUUUACUGAUCUUAGCGCUAGGCCGACACGAAAUGAACCCAUUCUUAACUUUAUGGAACAUAUGUGAUGUAUUUUGUUGACGAUAAUUUAAUUUAAGUUUAAACUAACAAAUCUAGACGCGCACAAAAUUCUACAAUUGUACAGUACCGAUUGUUUGAUAGUAAUUUCAAUGUAGAAAUAUCUUUAAGUAUAUGGUAUAUUUUUAUACCUUACACAGUGGUGGAGUUUUUAUUAUAGGUAAUGUUAGUGUUUUACAUAGUUAAACCGAUCUGUAUAGAAAUUAAAUUUGUUUGGUAUAACAAGAUUGAUAUAUUGUGCAUUUGACUUCAUAUAAGCUUGUACAGUAUAUG